UGCUAUUGAAAAGCCAGAUGCCAUGUUGAUUUCUGAUCGUUGGUAUAUGACCUGUUAUUGUCUGUCUGAAAGUGUUUCAGAUCUUCUCUUCCCUGAUAGUCUGAAAUCCAGUGCUUCCAUGGGUCUCUGUGUAUUCAUCACCCUGGAUACCUUUUUAAUCUAGAGACUUGUAUAUUUCAGUGCUGGAUAUUUUCUUGUGUGUUUUUCUUUUUAAAAUAAUAAUUUCUUUUCCUUUGUUCUCUCUUUUUGAACUCCUUUUGUUUGAGGUUAGACUUUUGUUUGAGAUUGAUCCUCCAAACCUGUUUCCUUUUUGUUUCUUUCUCUUUUUUUCCCCCUUCUCUCUAGUUUAUUUCCCUCAAUUUCAAUCUACAAUGCUUCUACUGGAUGGUAAAUUUCAACUCUUGUAGUUUUAAUUUCCCAGAGCUUUUCUGUGUUUCUCUGUUCAUUUUUCAUGGCAUCCUUGCAAGGAUGCCAAGCUAAGGAGGCCAGGGGUGAAUAAAAGGGGUCCAGGCUCCCAACUGUGCCCUUCUCCUCUCCCCUGGGAGCCACCACUGAGGUUCCUCAUGGUUCCUCCAGUCUGGACUCUGCUGCUGCUGGUGGGGGCUGCCCAUCUCAGGAGAGAGAAGCCUCCGGACAAGAAGCUGGUUGUUCGCAGCUCUGGGAACAACUACGUUCUCACCCAGUGUGAUUUUGAGGAUGACGCCAAACCCCUCUGUGACUGGUCCCAAGUGUCCGCAGAUGAUGGAGACUGGGUUCGAGCCAGCGGGCCCUCUCCCACCGGCACCACCGGGCCUCCCGGGGGGUACCCCAAUGGAGAGGGCAGCUAUCUGCAUAUGGAAUCCAACAACUUCCACCGUGGGGGUGUGGCCCGCCUGCGCAGCCCCAACCUAUGGGAGCAAGGCCCGCUCUGCGUGAACUUCGCCUACCACAUGUUUGGGCUGUCUUGGGGCGCCCAGCUCAGGCUGCUGCUGCUCUCGGGUGAAGAGGGCCGCCGCCCCCACGUGCUCUGGAAACACCGGAACACCCAGAGACCCUCCUGGAUGCCCACCACUGUCACUGUGCCCGCAGGGUUCACCCUGCCCACCCGACUGAUGUUUGAGGGAACACGGGGUAGCACUGCCUACCUGGACAUUGCCCUGGAUGCCCUCUCUAUUCGCCGGGGCUCCUGCAAUCGCGUCUGUAUGAUGCAAACAUGCAGCUUUGACAUUCCAAAUGACCUCUGUGACUGGACCUGGAUCCCAACUGCCUCCGGGGCCAAGUGGACUCAGAAGAAAGGGUCGUCGGGAAAGCCAGGCGUGGGGCCUGAUGGCGACUUCUCUAGCCCUGGUAGUGGCCACUACAUGCUCCUGGACCCCAAGAAUGCAAGACCCGGGCAAAAAGCCGUCCUUCUGAGUCCCGUGAGCCCGUCCUCCGGCUGUCUGAGCUUUUCCUUCCACUACGUCCUCCGGGGCCAGUCUCCUGGUGCAGCCCUCCACGUUUAUGCUUCCGUCUUGGGGAGCAUCCGGAAACACACUCUCUUCUCAGGACAACCUGGGCCCAACUGGCAGGCUGUUUCUGUCAAUUACACAGCCGUGGGACGGAUACAGUUCACCGUGGUGGGCGUUUUUGGAAAGACCCCAGAGCCAGCUGUGGCAGUCGAUGCAACCAGCAUUGCUCCUUGUGGGGAGGGCUUUCCUCAGUGUGACUUUGAAGACAACGCCCAUCCCUUCUGUGACUGGGUCCAGACUUCCGGGGAUGGUGGACACUGGGCUGUCGGACAUAAAAAUGGACCCGUCCACGGCAUGGGUCCCGUGGGAGGUUUCCCUAAUGCAGGGAGUCACUAUAUCUACCUUGAGGCUGACAAGUUCUCCCAGGCAGGGCAGUCGGCCAGACUGGUGAGCCGGCCCUUCUGCGCCCCGGGUGACAUCUGCGUGGAGUUCGCGUACCACAUGUAUGGCCUUGGGGAGGGUACUAUGCUCGAACUCCUCCUGGGAAGUCCUGCGGGGAGCCCUCUGAUUCCUCUCUGGAAACGCCUGGGGUCUCAGCGCCCUUACUGGCAGAACGCCUCCGUCACCAUCCCCUCAGGACACCAACAGCCCAUGCAGCUGAAUUUCAAGGCCAUCCGGGGCAGCAACAUGGCCUUUGUGGUUGCUAUGGGUUUCAUCUUGAUCAAUCCUGGGACUUGUCCAGUAAAAAUGCUACCAGAGCUUCCUCCCAUAUCUCCAGUUUCUUCCACUGGCCCUUCUGAAACCACCGGCCUCACAGAAAACCCUACAGUUUCCAUAGAAAAACCCACCGUCACCACAGAAAAGCCCACAGUCCCCAAAGAAAAGCCCACCAUUCCUGCAGAAAAACCCACCAUCCCUACCGAAGAGCCCUCUUUCGCCACAGAAAAACCCACCAUCCUCACAGAAGAGCCCACCAUUCCCACAGAAAAACCCACCACUCCCUCAGAAAAACCCACCAUCCCUACCGAAGAGCCCUCUUUCCCCACAGAAAAACCCACCAUCCCCACAGAAGAGCCCACCAUUCCCACAGAAAAGCCCACCAUUUCCACAGAAGAGCCCACCAUUCCCACAGAAAAGCCCACCAUUUCCACAGAAAAGCCCACCGUCCCCGCAGAAGAGCCCACUACCACCACUGAGGAGACCACCAUCUCCACAGAAGAGGCUGCCAUCCCCACAGAAAAACCCACUGUCCCCAUGGAAAAACCCACUAUCCCCACUGAAGAAACCACCACCUCCAUUGAAGAGACUACCAUCUCCGUAGAAAAACCCACCAUCCCCACAGAAAAACCCACUAUCCCCACGGAAAAACCCACCAUCCCCACGGAAAAACCCACCAUCUCCAUUGAAGAGACUACCAUCUCCACAGAAAAACCCACCAUCUCCACAGAAAAACCCACCAUCCCCACGGAAAAAUCCACCAUUCCCACAGAAAAAGCCACCAUCCCCACGGAAAAACCCACCAUCUCCACAGAAAAACCCACCAUCCCCACAGAAAAACCCACCAUCCCCAUUGAAGAGACUAUCAUCUCCACAGAAAAACCCACCAUCCCCACAGAAAAACCCAUCCCCACAGAAAAAUCCACCAUCUCCACAGAAAAACCCACCAUCCCCAUUGAAGAGACUAUCAUCUCCACAGAAAAACCCACCAUCCCCAUUGAAGAGACUAUCAUCUCCACAGAAAAACCCACCAUCCCCACAGAAAAACCCACCAUCUCCACAGAAAAACCCACCAUUCCCAUUGAAGAGACUAUCAUCUCCACAGAAAAACCCACCAUCCCCACAGAAAAACCCACCAUCCCCACAGAAAAACCCACCAUUCCCACGGAAAAGCCCACCAUCCCCACGGAGAAACCCACCAUCCCCACGGAAAAAACCACCAUCUCCCCAGAAAAACCCACCAUCCCCACGGAAAAACCUACCAUCCCCACAGAGAAGCUCACAGCCCUGAGGCCACCCCAUCCCAGUCCCACAGCCACUGGGGUGGCAGCCUUGGUGAUGUCUCCACAUGCUCCAAGUGCCGCUAUGACCAGUGUGAUCCUGAGCACUAACACAACCCCCAGACCCAAUACAGAGCGCUGCCCCCCAAAUGCACACUACGAAUCCUGUGCUUGUCCUGCUUCGUGCAAGAGUCCCAGGCCUAGCUGUGGGCCACUCUGUCGGGGGGGCUGUGUCUGCAACCUUGGCUUUUUGUUUAGUGACAACCACUGCAUCCAGGCCUCUUCCUGCAAUUGCUUCUACAACAACAACUACUAUGAGCCUGGGGCAGAGUGGUUCAGCCCCAACUGCACAGAACGUUGCCGCUGUUGGCCAGGGAGUCGGGUCGAGUGCCAAAUCUCUCAGUGCGGGACACACACUGUAUGCCAGCUUAAGAAUGGCCAGUACGGAUGCCACCCCUAUGCAGGCACUACCACCUGCUUGGUCUACGGAGAUCCUCACUAUGUCACCUUUGACGGGAGGCACUUUGGCUUCAUGGGCAAGUGCUCUUACAUCUUGGCCCAACCCUGUGGCAACUCAACAGACCCAUUCUUCAGGGUGACAGCCAAGAAUGAGGAGCAGGGACAGGAAGGUGUGUCCUGCCUAAGCAAAGUCUACGUGACCCUUCCCGAGACCACCGUCACCCUGCUUAAGGGCAGACGUACUCUGGUUGAGGGUCAGCGAGUUACUCUCCCAGCCAUACCCUCUAAAGGCGUCUUCCUGGGUGCAAGCGGGCGAUUUGUGGAGUUGCAGACGGAGUUCGGUUUGCGGGUGAGAUGGGAUGGUGACCAGCAGCUGUAUGUGACUGUGUCCAGCACCUACUCUGGCAAACUCUGUGGUUUGUGUGGAAACUAUGACGGCAACAGUGACAAUGACCAUCUGAAGUCGGACGGCAGUCCAGCAGGAGACAAGGAGGAGCUGGGGAACAGCUGGCAGACGGACCAGGACGAGGACCAGGAGUGUCAGAAGCACCAGGUGGUGAAUCCCCCGUCUUGUGAUUCAUCUCUGCAGAGCAACAUGUCGGGGCCAGGAUUCUGUGGACGGCUGGUCGACACCCGUGGCCCGUUUGAGACAUGCCUGCUGCAUGUGAAGGCCACUUCCUUCUUCGACAGCUGCAUGCUUGAUAUGUGCAGAUUCCAGGGACUGCAGCACCUGCUGUGCACACACAUGUCCACCAUGACCACCACCUGCCAGGACGCAGGCCAUGCUGUGAAGCCCUGGAGGGAACCCCAGUUCUGCCCAAUGGCUUGCCCGCCCAAUAGCAAGUACUCCCUGUGUGCCAAGCCAUGCCCUGACACCUGCCAUUCAGGAUUCACCGGCAUGUUCUGCUCAGACCGGUGCGUGGAGGCCUGUGAAUGCAAUCCAGGCUUCGUCCUCAGUGGCCUCGAGUGCGUACCUCGCUCCCAAUGUGGGUGCCUCCACCCUGCAGGCAGCUACUUCAAGGUAGGGGAGCGGUGGUACAAGCCGGGCUGCAAAGAGCUGUGCGUCUGUGAAAGCAACAAUAGAAUUCGCUGCCAGCCCUGGAGGUGUAGGGCCCAGGAGUUCUGUGGCCUUCAGGAUGGUAUCUAUGGCUGCCAUGCCCAAGGUGCCGCCACCUGCACGGCCUCGGGCGAUCCCCACUACCUGACCUUCGAUGGCGCCUUGCACCACUUCAUGGGCACCUGCACCUAUGUCCUGACCCGGCCUUGCUGGUCCAGGUCCCAAGACAGCUAUUUUGUUGUGAGCGCCACCAAUGAGAACCGCGGGGGGAACCUGGAGGUCUCCUACAUCAAAGCUGUCCACGUGACGGUCUUUGACCUCAGCAUCUCACUGCUCAGAGGCUGUAAGGUCAUGCUGAAUGGCCAUCGGGUGGCCCUACCUGUGUGGCCUGCACAAGGCCGGGUGACCAUAAGGCUCAGCAGCAACUUUGUCCUCCUCUACACGAACUUUGGGCUCCAAGUUCGCUACGACGGGAGCCACUUGGUGGAAGUGACAGUCCCCUCCUCCUAUGGCGGCCAGCUCUGCGGGCUGUGCGGGAACUACAACAACAACAGCUUGGACGACAACCAGCGCCCCGACAGAAAGCCUGCGGGCGAUUCCGUGCAGCUGGGGGCAGCCUGGAAGUUACCUGAAUCCUCUGAACCUGGCUGUUUCCUUGUGGGUGGCAAGCCCUCCAGCUGCCAGGAGAACAGCAUGGCAGACGCCUGGAACAAGAACUGUGCGAUCUUAAUAAACCCUCAGGGACCCUUCUCUCAAUGUCACCAGGUGGUGCCUCCCCAGUCCAGCUUUGCCAGUUGCGUGCAUGGCCAGUGUGGGACCAAGGGCGACACCACGGCCCUGUGCCGCUCCCUGCAGGCUUACGCGUCCCUGUGUGCCAGAGCUGGCCAGGCUCCUGCCUGGCGGAACAGAACUUUCUGCCCUAUGAGGUGCCCACCUGGCAGCAGCUAUAGCCCCUGUGGCAGCCCCUGCCCAGCCACCUGCAGCAGCCUAAACGACCCAAGGGACUGCCCCAAAGCACUGCCCUGUGCUGAGAGCUGCGAAUGUCAGAAAGGCUACAUCUUGAGUGGAACCUCCUGCGUGCCCCUUGGCCAGUGUGGCUGCACCGAGCCAGCGGGCUCCUACCAUCUGGUCGGGGAGCGCUGGUACACAGAGGACACCUGCACCAGGCUCUGCACCUGCUCCAUCCACAACAACAUCACCUGCUUCCAAAGCACCUGUAAACCCAACCAGAUGUGCUGGGCCCUGGAUGGGCUACUCCGUUGUCGGGCCUCAGGUAUGGGAGUGUGUCAGCUCCCAGGGGAGUCCCACUACGUGAGCUUUGAUGGUAGCAACCAUUCCAUCCGGGACACCUGCACUCACGUCCUGGUGAAAGUAUGCCACCCCGCCAUGGCCUUGCCGUUCUUCAAGAUCAGUGCCAAGCAUGAGAAGGAGGAAGGUGGAACUAAGGCUUUCCGCCUUCACGAGGUCUACAUUAACAUCUACGACGCCCAGGUCACCCUGCAGAAGGGCCACCGUGUGCUGAUCAACAGCAAAAAGGUCACCCUCCCCGCAAUCUCCCAGAUCCCCGGGGUCAGCGUCAAGUCCAGCAGCAUCUACACCAUUGUUAACAUCAAGAUCGGGGUGCAAGUCAAGUUUGACGGGAAUCAUCUCUUAGAGAUUGAACUCCCCACAACCUACUAUGGAAAGGUCUGCGGCGUGUGCGGGAACUUCAAUGAUGAGGAAGAGGAUGAACUAAUGAUGCCCAGCGACGAACUAGCGCAUAGUGAUAGUGAAUUUGUGAACAGUUGGAAAGAUAAGGACAUUGACCCAAGUUGUCAGAGUCUCCCGGUAGAUGAGCAGCAGAUUCCAGCGGAACAGCAGGAGAACCCGAGUGGAAACUGCAGGGCGGCCGACCUCCGCAGGGCGCGGGAAAAGUGCGAGGCAGCGCUCCGGGCUCCCGUAUGGGCCCAGUGUGCCUCCCGCAUAGACCUCACGCCCUUCCUGGUAGGCUGUACGAACACCCUCUGUGAGUUUGGAGGUCUCCACCAGGCCCUCUGCCAGGCUCUGCAAGCCUUCGGGGCCACCUGCCAGAGCGAGGGCCUCAAGCCCCCACUCUGGAGAAACAGCAGCUUCUGCCCUCUGGAAUGCCCUGCCUACAGCAGCUACACCAACUGCCUUCCCUCCUGCUCACCCUCCUGCUGGGACCUGGAUGGCCGGUGUGAGGGCGCCAAAGUCCCCUCUGCCUGUGCUGAGGGCUGCAUUUGUCAGCCCGGCUAUGUGCUGAGUGAGGACAAGUGUGUCCCCAGAAGUCAGUGCGGCUGCAAGGAUGCCCAUGGUGGCUCCAUCCCUCUGGGCAAGAGCUGGGUCUCCCGUGGUUGCACGGAGAAGUGUGUCUGCACAGGAGGAGCCAUUCAGUGCGGGGACUUCCGAUGCCCUUCUGGGUCCCAUUGCCAGCUCAGUUCCGACAACAGCAACAGCAAUUGUGUCUCGGACAAGUCUGAACAAUGCUCAGUCUACGGGGACCCCCAUUACCUCACAUUUGACGGCUUCAGCUACCGCUUCCGGGGCCGCAUGACCUACGUUCUGAUCAAGACUGUGGAUGUACUGCCUGAGGGGGUGGAGCCCCUCCUUGUGGAGGGACGCAACAAGAUGGAUCCGCCCAGGAGCUCCACCUUCUUGCAAGAAGUGAUUACCACUGUCUAUGGCUAUAAAGUGCAGCUCCAAGCUGGUCUGGAGCUUGUGGUCAACAACCAGAAGAUGGCCGUCCCCUACAGGCCGAAUGAGCACCUGCGGGUCACCCUGCGGGGCCAACGGCUCUACCUGGUCACCGACUUUGAGCUGGUCAUCAGUUUCGGUGGAAGGAAAAAUGCAGUGAUCUCCCUACCCAGCAUGUACGAGGGGCUCGUGCGUGGCCUGUGUGGAAACUACGACAAUAACCGCAAGAAUGACAUGAUGCUGCCCAGUGGCGCCCUGACCCGGAACCUCAACACCUUUGGCGACAGCUGGGAGGUGAAGACCGAGGACGUCCUCCUCCGCUUCCCCAGGGCUAUACCAGUGGAGGAAAGACGAGGGGUGGAACUGGGCCUCCGCGUGUCCGAAUGUAGCCCGGAGCAGUUGGCGAGCAACAGCACCCAGGCCUGUAGGGUGCUGGCAGACCCCCAGGGCCCAUUUGCUGCCUGUCACCAGACAGUGGCCGCAGAGCCCUUCCAGGAGCACUGCGUGCUGGAUCUGUGCUCCACUCAGGACCCAAGAGAACAAGAGGAGCUGCGCUGCCAGGUCCUCAGUGGGUACGCCAUCCUCUGCCAGGAGGCGGGCGCUGUCCUGGCUGGCUGGCGGGACCGCACCCUCUGCGCCAUGGAGUGUCCAGCAGGUACUAUGUAUCAGAGCUGUAUGACACCCUGCCCAGCGUCCUGUGCCAACCUGGCGGACCCCGGGGACUGCGAAGGCCCCUGUGUGGAAGGCUGUGCCAGCAUCCCAGGCUAUGCCUACAGCGGCACCCAGAGCCUCCCGCUGGCUGACUGUGGCUGCACCAGCAAUGGCAUCUACUACCAGCUGGGCAGCAGCUUUGUGACUGAGGACUGCUCUCAGCGCUGCACCUGUGCCAGCUCACGGAUCCUGCUGUGCGAGCCAUUCAGCUGCAGAGAGGGGGAGGUCUGCACCCUGGGGAACCACACCCGAGGCUGCUUUCCAGAAAGCCCGUGUCUGCGGAACCCCUGUCAGAAUGACGGGCAGUGUCAGGAGCAGGGAGCCACCUUCACCUGUGACUGUGAAGUUGGUUAUGGGGGAGACCUCUGUACGGAGCCUCGAGAUGUGCCACCUCCCAGAAAGCCAGCAUCUAACCCGGUGGCCGUCCUACUGGGACUGCUGGUGCCUGUGGUGGUCGUAGUACUGGCCGUGACCAGAGAGUGCAUUUAUAGAAUGAGGAGGAAGAGAGAGAAAAUGCAGAGCCAGGAGCGAGACAGACUGGCCAGGCUGGUGGACACAGAUAUUGUUCUGGACUGUGCCAGUUAAGUUGCUCAGUUUUGAGUUGUCUUCAAACAAGAAGAUUAAAUAAAUAUACGUAUUUAUUUAUUUGAGA
Macaca mulatta (Rhesus monkey) is the source of this 8997-nucleotide messenger RNA. NCBI's taxonomy places the organism in Eukaryota, Metazoa, Chordata, Mammalia, Primates, Cercopithecidae. The record is from RefSeq and is a predicted model, not a curated record.